Messenger RNA from Exophiala spinifera, 948 nucleotides. RefSeq lists its product as uncharacterized. Gene Ontology annotation, cellular component: cytosol. The coding region runs from base 1 to 948 and encodes 315 amino acids. The transcript is spliced from 3 exons. The record is from RefSeq and is a predicted model, not a curated record. NCBI's taxonomy places the organism in Eukaryota, Fungi, Ascomycota, Eurotiomycetes, Chaetothyriales, Herpotrichiellaceae. Gene Ontology annotation, molecular function: 3'-5'-DNA exonuclease activity.
AUGGCUGAGAGCAAACCGCUGAGGUAUGCCGACAUCGGCAUCAAUCUAGGAGAUCCCGUCUUUCGCGGGGUAUACCACGGUAAAAAGGCACACGAAGAUGAUCUCGACGCCGUGAUUGAACGAGCCUUGAAUGUCGGCUGCACAAAAUUCAUGGUCACCGGAUCAAGCUUGGAAGAGUCUCGACAUGCGGUGGAAAUCGCAAAGCAAUACCCUGGCAAGUGUUACGCGACCGUCGGAAUACAUCCCUGCUCGACGAAAGACUUCGACCACUAUCCAAAAGGGUCUGAGGCAUUGAUUCAAGACCUUCGAGCACUUGCCAUCCAAGCAAAGGACAGUGGACAUGCAGUCGCUUUUGGGGAGAUCGGUCUAGACUACGAUCGGCUCUUUCUAUCGCCCAAAGAUGUCCAACUCAAGUAUUUUGAACUUCAACUCGACCUGGCCGAAGAGCUGCAAAUGCCGCUCUUUCUGCACUCAAGGGCAUGUAGCGAGGAUUUUGAGAGGAUUCUCUCGGCACGACUGGACAAACUCCCCAAGCGAGGACUGGUACAUAGCUUCACCGGCACUGUGCCCGAGAUGGAGUCGUUGUUGAAGCUUGGAUUCGAUAUUGGGAUCAACGGCUGCAGCAUGAAGACAGAAGAAAACCUGCAGGCGGUCAAGAUGGUCCCUCUGGAUAGACUACAGAUCGAGACAGAUGGUCCAUGGUGCGAGAUCAGAGCGUCACAUGCGUCGUCACAGUACCUGAAGGACGGCGGCCCGGCGGUUCCCAAAGCGGUGAAGAAGGAAAAGUGGCAGAAGGGGCUGAUGGUCAAGGGUCGCAACGAACCAGCUACCAUCAUCCAAGUAGCGCAUGUGAUUGCAAGGGUCAAAGGCGUCUCGGUGGAAGAAGUGUGCGAGGCGGCGUGGAAGAACUCAACCGAGAUGUUCGGCCUGGGGAUCGGCAACCCCUAG